This is a messenger RNA of Cyprinus carpio (common carp), 2169 nucleotides long. RefSeq lists its product as uncharacterized. Gene Ontology annotation, molecular function: GTP binding. Bases 209 to 1864 code for a protein of 551 amino acids. The transcript is spliced from 3 exons. NCBI's taxonomy places the organism in Eukaryota, Metazoa, Chordata, Actinopteri, Cypriniformes, Cyprinidae. The record is from RefSeq and is a predicted model, not a curated record.
UGUUUUAGAGCAGGAAAGAUUUUCUUAUUCAUAACCUCUUCCUUGAGACAUUUCACAAAUGACUCAAGAGCAUCGCUGCGACAACUCUACAACGAUAUGGUCUCGAAUGGUAGGUAAUUAAGUCAUACAGGUUUGGAAUGAUAUGAGAGAUAUUACAUGAAGACAGCAUUUUAAUUUUUGGUGGACUGUCCCUUUAACCCCAGCAAAAAUGGAAUUUCCCCGUAACCGCUGUCAACGCAGCUGCAGUAGUGUGACUGAACAUUCAAAUAUGCAAAGGCCGAAGCUUCCACCACGUAGACUAGCUUUGAUUCAUCCAGGUCCUCCAAAACGAUUCCGUCUACAUACAGAAAGGAAAGAUCUUGAUGACAAUCGAAAAGUCAGAAAAUGGACUUAUGGGAAAAAAGACACCAGUAAACCAAACAAAAUCAUUUUGCUGGUGGGAGAGACCGGCGUCGGCAAGACCACCAUCAUCAACAGCAUGGUCAACUUCUUACUGGGAGUGAAGUUUGAGGAUGAAAUAUGGUAUGAAAUUACAGAAGAAGAAGCCGGAGAUCAAUCAGAAUCACAAACCUCUGAAAUCACCAUGUAUGAGGUCUUUCCUAUAAGGAGUCCCAUAUCUCUCACCAUCAUUGAUACUCCAGGGUACGGAGACACUAGAGGACUGGACAAAGAUCUAGAAGUUGCUGAGAAUUUAUCUGCACUGUUUCAGAGCAAUGAUGGAGUUCGUGAAGUCGAUGCUGUGUGUUUUGUGACUCAGGCGUCUAAGAAUCGUCUCUCAGACAGACAGCAUUACAUUAUCAGUUCAAUUCUGUCUUUGUUUGGGAAUGACAUUGUAAACAACAUUGUGUUCCUAAUCACACACUCUGAUGGUCUGCCACCCACAAACGUCAUUAGUGCCAUUAAUAAAGCUAGAAUCCCCUGCAGAAGAGACAAAAGCGGCCAACCUGUUUAUUUCUUAUUUAACAACCGGCAGGCAGAUGCACGUCGCACUAAAGAACGUCACGUUCGCGCUCAAAGAGACGCCUGGGAAGACAGUGUGGAAGGCAUGAGGCAUUUCCUUCAGUCUCUGACUGCAAGGAACAGAAGAAGUUUAGAGUUGACUUCAGAUGUCCUGAUGGAGCGAAUUCAGUUUGAAGCAUCAAUCUGCAACUUAACGUUGCGAGUUCAAGAAAAGGAGAUGAAAAUAGCUGAAAAACACCAGAUCCAGGAGGCAAUGAAGAAAAACAAGGAAAAGAUUGAGGAGUGUCAAAACUUCACCAUUAAAGUAAAAAAGAUUGUCAAAGAGAAGGUGCCCAUCGAGAGCAAAUCAUGGAAACACAGGAAGGCGACAACCUGCACCAUCUGUGAGGAAAACUGUCAUGAGUUUGACUGCUGGUGGGUUUCUAAUCCCAGCAAAUGUGAAGUCAUGAAAGACGGCUACUGCACCGUGUGCACAGGGAAGUGUCACCACAGCAAACACCUCAAAGAAGACAAGAAAUAUGUCAUCAGAACAUCAAGCACUACAAUAGAAUUUGACUCUAUAAAAAUGGACUAUGAAAAAACUCAAGAACAAACCAAAAUGUUUUUGUUUUUAAUGCAACAUAUUGACAAAGAUCUGAAGGAUAUUGAAGACCAAAAGUCAAAUCUUUUGUCCGAAGCUUACCAGACCAUCAAGCAUCUGUCUCAGAUCGCAUUAAAACCAGACUCUGCCUUCACUCUUCAGCAUCUGGACUUCUUCAUCCCCAGAGUGAGGGAGGCUGGGGAAGAAGACUGGGUGCGAGAGCUGGAGGAAAUGAGGAGAAAAGCUGUAACUGAAGAAGCAAAUAAAGAUGCUCUGAGUUAUCUGAAAGCUGGUCUGGCAAAAAUUUUCCUGUCUCAGCAAUGACUGAAUGCAGUACAGUGAACAAUGAAAGUAGAAACCUGCUUCUUACAAUGAUAAAUCAUUGCUGUUGACUGACUGUGCACAGGUGUAUUUACAGAACGUCUAUAAACCAGAGGAUUCUUUUUGUUACACUAAAAAGAUUUCAGCUAUUUUAAUUUUGCAACGUGAAAGUCACAUAAAAAAAAAAAAAUUCUUAAAAUAUGAAACUGCACCAUCAGAUUUUGCUAUAAUAUGUAUUAUGUUUAUAUUGUUGUAUACUAUGUUAAAUUCAUAUGGGAAUAAAAAUAAAAAAAGAGUUAACAAAUCUG